AUAAUUUGGUAACCUUAAAGUCUUAACCUUUUCGGCUUUUCCCCUAUGAAUCUGAUGCCGGGAGUUUGGAAAUUGGAGAUUCAUGUGGUUGCAUAUCCGCGUGCUCAUUUGCUGAUGCAGGUCUGCAAUGGGUCCGAAAUUCAACUUAAUUUACUAUUUUGCCUCUGGAUUCCAUGAGUGAGCCUUUGAGGAUGAGAAUAAGCCACGUUACAGGCGAUGGAAUAGGAGCGGAAAUGAACGAGAUGGAGAUAAAAGCAAGCACGCUAGGGUUUCUAAACAACCAAAUCUGGUUCAAUGUUACUGUGCCCUAUACCAGUGUAAGUAGUUUUCUGUGGGUGGAAAAAGAAGAGGUUGUCGUUUCUGCUUUCUUUUUUAUCCGGUUUAAUAAUCACAGGAAUAAAAAGAAAAAAAGAUAGUAGUCCGUAUUACAGUACUUAUUGGAAAUUCUGAGGCUGCGGUGCAUCCUCGGAAUAAUAAAAGCAUAGUGUUCUGGUUGGGGGUUUAAGUAUCUGUUGUGUGGCUCUGGUUCUUCUGUUUGCCGUGGCUGACAUAUAUAGAAAGAACUAUAGAAGCAGCUGAGCUACUUCUGUGCGGACAUCUUCAGAUAUCUCUGUAUCACACCCACCUCCUUUAUCUCACAUGAAUGUGCCCAAGAUCAUUGCAGUUCAGUGAUCCAUUACAAUUUUGUGUGUGUUGGUUGUAUUGUACGAUUGAGGGUUGGGAUUGGCUUGUCUUUGUAUUCUUGUUGCUUCCACACAUUUGAUCUUAUGUGGUGAUUGGAUUGGGUAAUUUCUGCUGUCAAAAGUAUUUGCUUUAUUACACAUGAUUAUGGUACAAACUGAAGUAUGUUUUGUGAGUAUGAGAAAUCACGGAUGUCUUGAUUGUUUUGGUGUGCAUUGGGUUCAUGGAAUUAUACUUCCUUAACAAUGAAUGGUUCAUCUGAGUCUGAUUGGCAUAACUCAAAUAGUUCCAGAAAUCUGAGAUUGGUUCAUGGAAGCGCUGUGAGGUCAUCUACUAAUGCAUUGCCUGAUUCCGGGUUUAUCCCAGCAAGAAAGGGAAGAGUGAAAGCACUGUUGUCUCAUAUGAAUCAGCCUAGAGCCCACACUGAGUUUGUAAAGGGGGAGGUAGUGCCUAAUAGAGAUGGCAGGGUGGUUAGUUUGAGAAAGUUGUUGGACAAUCCAGAAAGAACAGUUGACUCUUUUGAAUGUUUGCACAUAUUCACUCAAAUUGUGGAGAUUGUUAAUGUGUCACAUUCUCAGGGAAUUGUCUUUCACAAUGUACGGCCCUCUUGCUUCAUUCUGUCCGCAUUCAACCGUAUUGCCUUUAUUGAAUCUGCAUCCUGCUUUAGUUCUACUCUUGGUUCACACGAAGAUAGGCUAAACAGCCAAGCAGCACAUUUUGAGGGUUCAAAUUCACCUUCGCCUCAUGACUCUGAACUUGAAGGAAAGCAAUCUGUAGCCCAAAGAUUGGAACAUCAGAGGAAUCCUACCAUUGCUUUCCCCAUAGUGACUAAAUCCGUUUUCCAACAGCAGAAACCAUGCCAAGCUAUUAAGAGCCAGCAAAUCGAGGUGGAAGAGGAGGAGAACCAUUCUUUCCCCAUGAAACAAACAUUGCUUUUGGAAGCCAGUUGGUACACUAGCCCAGAAGAAGCUGCUGGUGCUCCAAGCUCUUGCGCCUCAGACAUUUAUCGACUUGGAGUCCUCCUCUUUGAGCUAUUCUGCACCUGCAGCUCACCAGAAGAGAAAAGUGUCACUAUGUCUAGUCUGAGACAUCGAGUCCUCCCUCCCCAGUUACUUUUGAAGUGGCCCAAAGAAGCUUCAUUUUGCUUGUGGUUGCUGCACCCUGAGCCCAGUGGUAGGCCAACUUUGGGUGACCUGUCACGAAGUGAGUUCCUUAAUGAUCCAAAAGAAUAUCUAGAAGACCGUGAAGCAGCAAAUGAGCUUAGAGAAAAAAUAGAUGAGCAUGAAAGGCUGUUGGAGUUUCUUUUGCUUAUGCAACAGAGAAAACAAGAGGCUGCACACAAUUUGAAUGAGACAGUAUCUUUUCUUUCUGCUGAUAUAGAAGAAGUUACAAAUAUGAAGACAACACUGCGGGUAAAGGAAGGAUCUGAUCUUGAAGCAGGUAAGGAUCCAGCUUCAAAUAGGAACAAUAAGGCUGACGAUGAUGAUGGGAACACAGGAUCUAGAAAGCGAUUCAGGACAGGCAUUGGUCCCUGCUAUUCAGAUGAGUCUGGGGACCAUGCGAAUGCGUAUCAGAUAUCAAAGACACUUGUUGAAGAUGAAAGAACUUUCCUCUCCAAAAAUUCCCGUUUGAUGAAGAAUUUCAAAAAUAUAGAGUCAGCUUAUUACAUGACAAGACGCAGAUGUGUAAAGCCGCUCGAUAAACCAUUGAGUAGACAUUCUCAAAUAGGUAGUGAUGGUAGGGUUUUAGCCGUAGCUACUGAUAGGAGUUCUGUCUGUAAUUUGUCAUCAAAGGGAAGCUACUAUAAUAAGGGAACACAGAAUGGAUGGAUUAAUUCGUUCCUAGAAGGCUUGUGCAAGUAUCUCUCUUUCAGUAAGUUAGAAGUGAAGGCAGACUUAAAGCAAGGGGAUCUUCUAAAUUCUUCAAAUCUUGUGUGCUCUCUGAGCUUCGACCGUGAUGGUGAUUUUUUUGCAAGUGCCGGUGUAAAUAGGAAAAUCAAAGUCUUUGAUUACAAUUCAAUCUUAAAUGAAGAUCAUGAUAUUCAUUAUCCUGUUGUCGAAAUGGCUAGUAAAUCAAAGCUAAGCAGUAUUUGUUGGAAUAACUAUAUCAAAAGCCAAAUUGCUUCAAGUAACUUUGAAGGUUUAGUGCAGGUAUGGGAUGUCACAAGAAGCCAACUUUUCAUGGAAAUGAGAGAGCACGAGAGGAGGGUCUGGUCCGUGGACUUCUCAGUAGCAGAUCCAACUAUGUUGGCUAGUGGCAGUGACGAUGGUUCUGUUAAACUGUGGAACAUCAAUCAGGGUGGCAGUGUUGGAACCAUAAAAACAAAAGCAAAUGUGUGUUGUGUUCAGUUUCCCUUUGAUUCUGGUCAUUCCCUUGCAUUUGGUUCAGCAGAUCACAGGAUCUAUUACUAUGAUCUACGGAACUCUAAAGUGCCUUUAUGCACUCUAGUUGGGCACAACAAGACGAUAAGCUAUGUUAAGUUUAUUGAUUCAACAACACUUGUGUCUGCAUCAACUGAUAACACAAUUAAGCUUUGGGAUUUAUCAAUGUCCGCAUCUCGGACUAUUGAUUGCCCUCUUCAGUCAUAUACUGGACACACGAAUGUAAAGAACUUCGUUGGCCUAUCUGUAUCUGAUGGUUACAUUGCAACUGGUUCAGAAACAAAUGAGGUUUUUGUUUACCACAAAGCUUUUCCAAUGCCUGCAUUAUCAUCAAACAAGUUUACUAGCACGGACCCACUUUGUGGAGAUGCAAUGGAUGAUGCUUCACAGUUUAUCUCAUCUGUUUGCUGGCAUGGUAAGUCAUCCACCUUAGUUGCUGCAAAUUCAAUGGGUAAUAUGAAGAUUUUGGAGAUGGUUUAGUGCCAUCAAUAAUCCCUGGAGGUGCAAGAACUACGUUGCAAGAUGGGCAGAGAUUGAUCGGGGUGGUAAAAAUGAAAAAAAGGAAAUUUAAAUGCCUGCAACCAGAGUUUUAGUGGCAUCUGAGGUGAAAUUUAUAGUAGGAACUGGAUGCUACAUCAACACAAAUGCAGUAAAAAUGAUUUUUGUAACUAGUCGAUAGUGGGAACCGCUAAUUUGGAUUUGAGAGAUUUUAGUCUUUUAGAUAACAAUUAGGAGUGAUAAUGCUGAAUAUGUAGUUUUUAGUUCCAUUUGGAAGAUUUUUUGCUCGACUGGGAAUGGCUCAAUGAUGUGAGAUUAGUUCCAUUUUUAUUUGUACUAAGAUCAGUUCCCCUGCCAAAGGAUGUCCAAAAAUUGGUAUGACAGGUCAAAGGAAUUAUUGAUUCGUGGAUUGUCGAACACUCGAACCUUUAUUUAUAGUUUUUGAUCUUUAUUCCAC
Messenger RNA from Cuscuta epithymum, 4017 nucleotides. The record is from the annotation of a GenBank genome assembly. Lineage: Eukaryota; Viridiplantae; Streptophyta; Magnoliopsida; Solanales; Convolvulaceae.